AUGGUUGAAGAUGAGCACAGAGCACCCUCCGUUCAUUCCUCGAUCACUCUCCCACCCGAUGCAGAGACGAAUAUUCAUUUACAGCGUUUCGUGUCACCAGGCCACGGUGAAUCUGCCAUCCCUGCAGACCCCAAAGAGGAAGAAAUAGAGCGACAUGAAGACGACUGGGAAGACGAUACCAGAAAUCCUCGAAAUUGGACUCUGAAAAAGAAAUGGAUCACUGUUUCAAUCGUCUCUCUCUAUACUUUUGUCUCGCCGCUUGCUAGUUCCAUGAUGGCACCAGGUCUACCACUCCUAGCAGUGCGAUAUCAGAUCACCAAUCAGACCGUCAUCGCUCUAACACUCAGCAUCUUCCUGCUGGCGUUCGCCCUUGGGCCCUUAUUUCUAGCCCCAUUAUCAGAGAUGUAUGGUCGCACAUGGGUCCUGCACAUCGGGAACUUGUUUUCCCUGGCUUUCAACAUGGGGUGCGCGUACGCGCCUAACACGGGAGCUUUAAUAGGAUUUCGACUCCUCGCUGGCCUGUCGGGGAGUGCACCUAUAGCGUGUGGUGGAGGAACUAUUGGGGAUCUCUUCUCAGAACGUGACCGUGCUUCUGCUAUGGCUCUUUACAGUCUUGGUCCGCUCAUUGGCCCCGCAAUUGGUCCCGUUGCUGGUGGUUUCAUUGCAAAUUCAAUAGGUACCAAAUAUGUCUUUGUGAUCAUCUCAGGACUAUGCUUGUUAUCCGCUGUCAUUGCGCUGCCGCUAUUAGAGGAAACUUACGCGCCCGUUAUCCGAGAACGUCUUGCCAAACGCUCGGGGGACCUCGAAAAGGCUGCGUAUUUCCACCAUCCCACCGCGCAAAUGAGCAAAUUGGAGUAUCUAUGGAUCAAUAUUUCCAGGCCCCUCAUUUUGCUCUUCCGGAGCUUCAUCUGCUUCAUUCUGAGUCUAUACAUGGCGUUUAUGUAUGGAAUCUACUACUUGAUGUUCACGACAUUCCCGACGGUUUUCGAUGACAUAUACGGCUUCAAUAUCGGUGUAGGAGGGCUUGUAUAUCUUGGAAUAGGCUUCGGCUUUCUUGCCGCCUCAGCAUUCGGUGCUAAGACUGCUGAUCAGGUCUACCACUAUUUGGCAAAGAGGGACAACAAUGGCGUCGGUAAACCAGAAAUGCGUAUUCCUGCAUUAUUCUUUGGAUCUUUCUUCGUUCCCAUUGGGUUGUUCUGGUAUGGAUGGUCUGCUCAGGCCCGUGUUCAUUGGAUCAUGCCAAUCAUUGGCUCUGGUAUUUUUGGAUUCGGUACGAUGACGACAUUCAUUCCCAUACAACUAUAUCUGGUCGAUACAUUCAAGUACGCCGCUAGUGCACUUGCUGCUGCGUCGGUCUUCCGAUCUUUACUGGGCUUCGCAUUCCCUUUGUUCGGUGAACAGAUGUUUGAUACCCUCGGGCUUGGGGGCGGAAACUCAUUACUGGCUGGCUUGGCUAUUCUCCUAGGUAUUCCAUUCCCUAUAUGGAUCUACUACAAGGGAGAAUCCGUCCGGUUGAAAAGCGACUUAAGUCGCUGA
Molecule: messenger RNA, 1536 nt
Organism: Desarmillaria tabescens
Lineage: Eukaryota; Fungi; Basidiomycota; Agaricomycetes; Agaricales; Physalacriaceae
Product: major facilitator superfamily domain-containing protein
Exons: 17
Coding region: 1-1536 (511 amino acids)
Biological process (GO): transmembrane transport
Cellular component (GO): plasma membrane
Molecular function (GO): transmembrane transporter activity
Source: RefSeq, a predicted model, not a curated record